AUGGCGGCGAAGAGGGGUGGCAUGGCUAACAAAACGGGCGACAGGGGCUCCAAUACUAUCAAAGUGGUGGCGCGGUUCCGCCCGCAGAACAAGGUCGAGAUAGCCAGCGGCGGAGAGCCCAUAGUCGAAUUCAAAUCCGACGACACAUGUACGAUCCAGUCGAAAGAGGCCUCCGGGGCCUUUACCUUCGAUCGCGUUUUCGACAUGAACUCCCGCCAGGCCGACGUCUUCGACUACUCCAUCCGCCCCACCGUCGACGAUAUUCUGAAUGGAUACAACGGAACAGUCUUCGCCUACGGGCAGACAGGAGCCGGAAAGUCGUACACCAUGAUGGGUAGCGAUAUGGACGAUGAGGUCGGCAAGGGAGUCAUCCCGCGUAUCAUCCAGCAAAUCUUCGCAAGCAUUCUGGCAUCGCCGAGCAACAUUGAAUACACCGUCCGCGUCAGUUACAUGGAGAUUUACAUGGAGCGCAUUCGCGAUCUUUUGGUUCCCCAAAACGACAAUCUGCCGGUGCACGAAGAGAAGAACAGGGGAGUCUACGUCAAGGGUCUGCUGGAAGUGUACGUUUCGAGCGAGGAAGAAGUCUACGAGGUCCUCCGAAGAGGUGGAUCGGCACGAGCGGUCUCAGCUACCAACAUGAACGCCGAAUCCUCGCGAUCGCAUUCCAUCUUCGUCGUAACGGUCAAUCAGAAGAACGUCGAGACCGGGUCAUUGAAGAGCGGACAGCUCUUCUUGGUCGAUUUGGCUGGUUCUGAGAAGGUCGGCAAGACCGGAGCGAGUGGACAGACGCUGGAGGAAGCAAAGAAGAUCAACAAGAGUUUGAGUGCCUUGGGCAUGGUCAUCAACUGCUUGACCGACAGCAAAACGCAACAUAUCCCCUACCGAGACUCGAAGCUCACACGUAUUCUUCAAGAAUCGCUCGGUGGUAACUCCCGGACGACCCUGAUCAUCAACUGUUCGCCAAGUAGUUAUAACGAUGCCGAAACGCUGGGAACACUUCGGUUCGGUAUGCGCGCAAAGACCAUCAAGAACAAGGCCAAGGUCAACGCCGAACUCAGUCCGGCUGAGCUCAAGGCCAUGCUCAAGAAGGUACAAGGACAAGUCACGUCAUACGAGACAUACAUCGGUUCGCUCGAAGGGGAGGUCUCGGUUUGGCGUGCAGGUGAAGCCGUCCCCAAGGAGAAAUGGAUUCCGCCUCUAGAGACAAGUCCGUCAUCUGGAAGGAAGCCAGCGACAGCACCCCGUCCAGGAACGCCAUCGAGACUGGAAGGUGUGAGAAAUUCGGAAACGCCACGACCUGAUUCGCGAAUGGACCUGGAACGCGCAGGUACACCCAGCAUACCACUAGACAAGGACGAGAAGGACGACUUUCUGCGAAGAGAGAACGAGCUCCAGGACCAGGUUGCCGAGAAAGAAUCACAGCUUGCCAAGGCCGAGGACCAACUCAAGUCUGCCAAAGAGGAGCUUCAAUACUACAAAGACCGGGACGCGAAGACGAACAAGGACAAUGAGCGAAUCACCAUGGAGCUCAACGAGAUGCGCAUGCAGGUUGAGAAGAUUCAGUUUGAGAGCAAGGAGGCGCAAAUCACCAUGGACGGACUGAAGGAAGCCAACUCGGAGCUGACCACCGAGCUGGACGACGUCAAGCAACAGCUCCUGGACGCAAAGAUGAACGCCAAGGAGACUUCCGCCGCUAUGGACGAGAAGAAGAGGAAGAAGGCCGAGGCAAUGGCACAAAUGAUGGCCGGCUUCGAUCUCGGCGGCGAGGUGUUCAGUGACAACGAGCGCACGAUACGGAAGAUUAUUGAAGAGCUAGACCAGCUCCACGACAUGAGCGCAGCUGGCGAGGCGAUUGCUCCGGAUGCGAUCAAGGGCCUGCGGGAGAAGAUUGUCGAGACACAGGGCAUUGUACGACAAGCCGAGCUCUCCCUUACUGCCCGCAGUGAGGAGGACAACACAUAUGCCAAGCGCCGCGAAGCACUGGAGGCACGCUGCGAGACCUUGCAGACGCAGUACGAGGAACUCCUCGAAGGCAACCUUUCAGAGCAAGACAAGGAAGAGCUCAAGGCACGCCUUGCCGACGCCUACUCUGCCCGACAAGAAGGCAACCUCGAACUUGUCGAAAGCCUCAAGCAGGAUACUGCACGUAUGCUGGAAGAGAACCAGAAGCUCAAGGCCGAGAACGAAAGCCUGCAACAGCGCAUUAAGAGUGGCGCCAUUGCCAACGGUGUCGCCAACGGCAUCAACGGCAAGACUGUGCAACAGCAGAUUGCCGAGUUUGACAACAUGAAGAAGAGCCUCAUGCGCGAUCUCCAAAACCGCUGUGAACGAGUUGUCGAGCUUGAGAUUUCGCUAGACGAGACACGCGAGCAGUAUAACAACGUGCUCCGUACCUCCAACAACCGCGCCCAGCAGAAGAAGAUGAUGUUCCUCGAGCGCAACCUCGAGCAACUCACCGUCGUCCAGCGCCAGCUCGUCGAGCAAAACAGCUCCCUGAAGAAGGAAGUCGCCAUCGCCGAGCGCAAACUCAUGGCCCGCAAUGAGCGGAUACAGUCUCUAGAAAGCUUGUUGCAAGACUCCCAGGAGAAACUCACAGCUGCGAAUCACCGCUUCGAAGCCCAACUCACAGCCGUCAAAGAGCGCCUCGAGUCCGCCAAAGCGGGCUCCACCCGCGGUCUCGGUUCCCCCGCUGGCGGCGCAUCUUACGCUGGCUUCGGCGGCGUCGGCUCCCGCAUCGCCAAACCGCUUCGUGGCGGCGGUGGUGGACCCGUCGCGGAUGGGCCUGUCCUCCCUGUCAUUGGCAAUCUGCAGAAGCAGGACGGUGAUGGGGGGGAUGCGAAUAAGGGGAAGCGGACGAGCUGGUUCUUUAAUCAGCGGUAG
Messenger RNA from Alternaria conjuncta, 2880 nucleotides. It is a transcript of the gene KLP1, whose product is annotated as Kinesin heavy chain. The coding region runs from base 1 to 2880 and encodes 959 amino acids. The transcript has 5 exons. The record is from RefSeq and is a predicted model, not a curated record. Gene Ontology annotation, biological process: microtubule-based movement. Lineage: Eukaryota; Fungi; Ascomycota; Dothideomycetes; Pleosporales; Pleosporaceae. Gene Ontology annotation, molecular function: ATP binding; microtubule binding; microtubule motor activity.